Molecule: messenger RNA, 1814 nt
Organism: Daldinia loculata
Lineage: Eukaryota; Fungi; Ascomycota; Sordariomycetes; Xylariales; Hypoxylaceae
Exons: 1
Coding region: 150-1460 (436 amino acids)
Source: RefSeq, a predicted model, not a curated record
CAACAUCCAACAUCCAACAUCCAACAUCCAACAUCCAACAUACUGGAACGUACAAUGUCCUCCAACGAUCACUCUACUGCGGCUUCGGACGCAUAUGAAUCCUACUUGAUCGCCCAAUUUACCCCCGUGCGGCUGCUAUCGUUGCAUUAAUGGCUGAUGCUAGCGGCUACCGAGACCGCGGACUGGGAGACCACCAACGUCAUUCGAAUCAUAAGCGAACGCGUGGGGAAGACAAGCACGAGCUAGAUGACGUGAAACGUGUCAAGCAAAGAUACGACGAUUAUAAGAGGGAGAGUGGAAGUAAACACGAGCAUCGAUACGAUGACCAUCGAAAUUCUAGACGGCGUGAUUCCGUAUUACGACCGAAUACCUCAUCACUGAGAGAAGAGAGAGGGGAACAUCGUACUAACUCUAUCCCUUUCAAGCGCUCACCUUCGACGUCCUCAGCACGACGCCGCCAUCAUGCACCCGAUCAUCACCGUCAUCAUAGGCGUCACCGCUCUUCGACUUCUCCCACCCGCACCCAAAGCGAGCUCCCAUUAGGCGCGAGGCCUCUGGUUCGUUCCGAUUUCAAGACCUUCAAGCCUCUGUUUGCGCAAUACCUCGAAGUACAAAAAGGGAAGGACAUUGCGGCGCUGGACGAGAGGGAGGUUAAAGGCCGCUGGAAGAGCUUUGUCGGCAAGUGGAACCGUGGGGAGCUAGCUGAGGGUUGGUAUAGUCCUGAGACGCUUUCCGAAGCGAAGAAGGCUGGUGCUGGCGCUGGUACACAAUUUGUGGGGGAAGAUAGGAUAGUCUCCGUGACGUCGCCGUCGUCGCGGCCGAGCGGACAGAGUCGCGAGAGGCUUGGUGGGGGUAGUGGCUCGAUACUCUCCGGAGGGGAGGAAAACGAAGAUGAAGACGACGAUGAGUAUGGGCCGACUUUACCUGGGUCAGCUCCUGCGAAAAGCUACACCCGCGAUCCUUCCGAUGCCACCCGCUCUACGCGACAUGGCCCAGGUAUACCCAAUCGGCAAGACUUAGACCUGCGGCGCGAGAACGCAGAAGAGGAGCGCACCCAGCAUAUCUCCGACCUCCGUCUGGCACGAAAAGCCGAUCGCACCGAGCAACGUGCGCGCCUCGAAGAACUAGUCCCGCGAGCAGAACCCGGGACGCGGGAGCGGCAGCUGGAGAAGAAACGCGAGGUCAACGAGAAGAUGCGCGGGUUCCGGGACAAGUCGCCCGGGGGCGGCGCGGAGGUCGGCGAAGCAGAGCUCAUGGGUGGCGGGGACUCGGUCGCCGAGUACAAGCGCCUGAAGGCGGUGGCCGAGAGGCGGAAGACGGAGCGGGAGGUCCGGAGAGAGGAAGAGGCUAGGAUUAAGGCUGCGGAGAGGGAGGAUAGGGUUAGGGAGUAUAGGCGCAAGGAGGACGAUACGAUGGAGGUGUUGAAGAGGAUUGCGAGGGAGAGGUUUGGGUCGGGAUGAGGGGUCUAGUUUAUAAUGAUGGUAUUCAGUUCAUCGUUUAGGGAGUGCUCUAAGGUGUUAAGAGUGCUUGGGAAGGAGUUGAUAUAACGUAGGCUAAGGUAUCUAAUGUUUUUACGAGCAUAGAUUAUACGUGAAAGUCACCUAGUUACCUACCUAACAUACCUAGAAUAAUAUGUUAACGUACAUUACUAUUCACUUGGGGCAGGUUAGGCUUUGAACUUUAUAGGGGGAAUAAUAGUUAGCCAGGUAGCUGGGUGCUUUUGCGCAUUGAUGCUCUACCUUACAGUAUAGGCUUGAAGAGUCAUUAUUAAUAGUAAACUACUAUUACCUGGGCCAAUUAUUGGGAAGCCUAAG